GGUCGUGACGACGAAAAGUCGGUUCGUCGGCGGCAGUUCCUGAAAAUCAUCUCUCGGCGGUCGUGUUCGCUAAUCAAUUCGUCAACCUUUCGUGUAAGCGUCUUCCUAUCUGCCACCCCGAUUGUGGACGGUUCGCAUUAGAUAACCCAGGGCAGCGCGGUAUCGAUUGGCACGAAAAGAUGCUCCGAACGGUGGCGGUCUGCUCGUUGCGGCGCAGUUUAAAGUGGAAUUUUGCCGCAACCGGAACCCGCGGGCUGAUCAGAAUGUUGCACAGUAAUCCGCUCGCCCAGAGCCAGGCGUUCGUGAACGGACGGUGGGUUGGAGCCCGUUCCGGUGUUACGUUCGAUGUGCAAAAUCCGGCCAACGGUCAGGUGCUGGGCGCCGUACCGGAUAUGGCACGUGACGAUGUCCAGCAAGCGAUCGAUGCGGCGUACGAUGCGUUCUACGAAACCGGGUGGCAUAACAGCACCGCAAAGGAACGGGCGGCCCUGCUGAAGAAUUGGUACGCGCUGAUGGAGAAACACCGUCAGGAGAUUGCGAGCAUCAUGACGGCGGAAUCAGGCAAACCGAUGGCGGAGUCGCUCGGGGAAACGGCGUACGGCAACUCGUUCGUCGAGUGGUUCGCGGAGGAGGCGCGCCGCAUCUAUGGCGAGAUUGUGCCGUCACCCGUCGCCAACCGGCAGGUCAUGCUGACGCGCCAUCCGGUCGGUGUGGCGGGCCUCAUCACACCGUGGAACUUUCCGCACGCAAUGAUUACGCGAAAGGCGGCCGCUGCACUGGCGGCCGGCUGUACGGUGGUCAUCAAACCGGCCGAAGACACACCGCUGACGGCGCUGGCUUUGGCCCGGCUGGCCGAGGAAGCCGGCUUCCCGAAGGGCGUCAUCAACGUGAUCACCAGCAGCCGAACGCAUGCGGCCGAAAUCGGGCAGCUGCUGUGUGGAAGCGACAAGGUGGCGGCCAUUUCGUUCACCGGGUCGACGGAGGUCGGCAAACUCCUCUACCGGCAGUGUGCCGAGGGCGUCAAGCGGAUCGGUCUCGAGCUGGGCGGCAACGCGCCGUUCAUCGUGUUCGAAUCGGCCGACAUGGAGAAAGCGCUAACCGGAGCGAUGAACUCCAAGUUCCGCAACUGUGGCCAGACGUGCAUUUCCGCCAACCGGUUCCUGGUGCAGGACACCGUGCACGACGAGUUCGUGGAGAAGCUGAUCGGCCGCAUCGGCAAGCUGCGGAUCGGCGACGGAAGUCACGAUGGGGUGCAGAUUGGUCCGCUCAUCAACCAGGCACAGCUGGGCAAAGUGGAACGCUUUGUGUGCGAAGCGAAAGAAAAGGGAGCCACGGUACGGUGCGGUGGCCGCCGGCUACCGGAACACGGGCCACUGUACUACGAACCGACCGUCGUGACGGAUCUGCGCGACGAUAUGCUCCUCUACAAUGAGGAAGUUUUCGGACCGGUCGUGUCGGUGGUUCGUUUCAAAACGGAACCCGAAGCGCUGGCCAUCGCCAACGGUACUCGCCGCGGUUUGGCCGGAUACUUCUUCUCGCAGGACCUGAACCAGGUGUUUCGGGUGGCGCGCGAACUCGAAACGGGCAUGAUUGGCAUCAACGAGGGCCUGAUUUCGGCCACCGAAGCGGCGUUCGGUGGCAUCAAGGAGUCGGGCGUUGGACGCGAAGGUUCGCGCCACGGAAUCGACGAAUACGUUUACAUUAAGUAUCUCUGCUAUGGCGGUCUGCAGUAAAAGCCGCUCGCCGCUAGUCACCGCGACGCGCUGAACUUGGCCUAGGCCGGGCCUAAAUCCAUCUCACGUCUUCCAUUCGCUCGGACCGCCGUUCGAUAGUACCGUUAAGCAGUGAAUGUUCAUGUUGCUCAUCAUAAAUAAAG
Messenger RNA from Anopheles cruzii, 1876 nucleotides. It is a transcript of the gene Ssadh, whose product is annotated as succinate-semialdehyde dehydrogenase [NADP(+)] GabD. Gene Ontology annotation, molecular function: succinate-semialdehyde dehydrogenase (NAD+) activity. The transcript is spliced from 2 exons. Lineage: Eukaryota; Metazoa; Arthropoda; Insecta; Diptera; Culicidae. The coding region runs from base 180 to 1733 and encodes 517 amino acids. The record is from RefSeq and is a predicted model, not a curated record.